Messenger RNA from Tricharina praecox, 1733 nucleotides. RefSeq lists its product as uncharacterized. The record is from RefSeq and is a predicted model, not a curated record. Bases 63 to 1643 code for a protein of 526 amino acids. Lineage: Eukaryota; Fungi; Ascomycota; Pezizomycetes; Pezizales; Pyronemataceae. The transcript has 7 exons. Gene Ontology annotation, molecular function: CoA-ligase activity.
CGUGAAUCCAUUCUGAGCAUAUCAUCCUUCUUUGAUCAAGCUCCUCCCCAACUCCUACACCGAUGCCAAUCCCACAGCUCCGCCAGCUUAACACCUCCCCCGCCGCAUACUGCGACGCUCCAGAUAUCUGGACCCAAGUUUUUGAGAAUCCUCACCGAAGCUUCGACGAAGACAAAGUCGUCCUCGUUCAGAGCGAGACUUCCGAGACCGUUACCUACUCGCAAGUCCGAGAUGGUUCCCGCGCGUUUGGAGCUGCCCUGGUGAAGAAAUUUGGCAUCAAGCAAGACGAUGUCGUAGCAGUCCUCUCACCAAACCAUACCGACGCAAUCAUCGUGGCCUUCGGUAUUGCGUGGACCGGAGCCCUGAUGAAUCUCCUGUCUCCCGUUGCCACCAAGGAAGCGCUCGUCUAUCACCUCAAGGACUCGAGUACGAAGGUGCUCGUGGUACAUGCGUAUUUCGAAGGCCUAGCCACCACACUGGCCGAUGAAGCGGGUGUGGGACGUGAGAAUAUCUUCAUCCUGGGAGGAGAGUCAAAGUCGUUUCCAUCGUGGAAAGACUUCUCGAAGGGCGUGGGAAGUGUUCCGAAGCCACUGAUAUCGUCAAGAGACAAUGUAGCGAUGCUCAAUUACACCAGCGGAACCACAUCUGCGCCGAAGGGCGUUAUGACUACCCAUGCAAACAUCAUGUUCCUCGUUUCGCAGCUUGGGGCGAUCGACGGGCCGCAAGUCAAACUCAACGGCUCAUUAUUGCUCGUCGUUCCAUGGUCUCAUUACUAUGGCUUCCUGGUGCUCACAGUAUAUUCCUUCCACCUAGGAAUUAAAACUGUCUUACUCCAGAAACCAGAUUUCAUAACGAUCCUUCACAGCAUCGCUGACUACAAAGUUACCAACGCCCCUCUGGUCCCCGCACUGAUCGCUGGUCUCCUGCAUCCGGCGGCCAGGUCCAUCGACUUCUCCGCGCUGACCGACAUCUUCGUUACCGCCGCGAACCUGAAGAUGCCGAUCCGCACCGCCGUCGAAGCCCAACUUGGGCUCAAGAUCCGCAGCGGCUACGGGAUGACCGAAGGCGUGUUUAUAUACUCGAGCUCCAUCGACUACGAGACAAUGGACACAUCCGGGCUCCUCAUUCCCGGAUUGACGGCUAAGAUCGUCCUCGAGACCGGAGAGGAAGCCAGGGCGCCCGGUCAGGUCGGCGAGUUCUGGAUUAAGGGCCCCGCUGUGUUCAAGGGAUACUUCAACAGGCCCGAUAUCAACGAGAAGGUGUUCACCAAGGAUGGGUUCUUCAAGACUGGCGACCUGACCUCCGUUGAUGUGAACGGUGCGGUUAGUGUCCAUGGUAGAAGGAUCGAAGCGAUUUACCGUGAGGGGAACUGGGUCAUUCCCCAGGAGGUGGAGGAAGUCAUCGAUACGCACCCCAGCAUGAAAGAGAGCGUUAUGGUUCCCGUUGUAGUGGAUGGGGAGAAAUUGCCAAAGGCAUUCGUGGUCGUGAAUGAGGGCAUUGAGCAAACAGCAGAGCUAUUGGAGGAGAUCCUUAUGUUUGUGAACGCAAAGCUAUCGGCGAUUCAGCAAUUGCACGCGAUUGCUUACAUAGAGACAGUCCCCAAGAGUUUGGCUGGGAAGAUCCACCGGACCCGGCUGGUAUAAGUGUGUGUGUGGGGCGGUGGGAUUCAUAUUUUGGAACUUUUUUCUCCAUGCUUCUCCAUAUCAUCUCCCAAUAUAAGUUCAGUUCACCGG